GAAUUUCCCAAUAUGCAUCCUCACCACCAUCCCACCUCAUCACGACUAGCACGAUGAAGUCCCGCGCCCUCCAGGCUUUAGGGCCGGUGCGGAUAGCAACCCCAACUACACAAUACACCCGAUUCACUAAUAGGCGAUCCCCCAUUCUCAAGCAGCUAGCGCGCGCUGCUUCGUCGUCGUCCUACACACCGAAACCCCGAGCUGCACCCUCUUCAAUACCUGCAUCUCGCGCCCGCGCGACAGCCGCAACGAAGACACUCUCACCAGCCUUUAGCGGCCCCAACACCGUCAUUGACCCGCAAGCCGCCAUACCCCAAGCAGCGACCGUCGCCGAUGUCGACCCAGCCCUCGCCGCGCAGAUCCCCACCACCGAACCCACCAACACAAUACCCUCGUCCGCAUUCACCGCCGCGCUAAGCGGCAACUCCAACGGCAGUGGCAACGGCCCCACUCAAGCGAUCGACUGGUCGUCUUCCUUCCACGGCCUGUCGACAACCCCGUUCAGCCCCGAGACCGCCGCCGUGCUGAUGCAGCCGCUGGACGCGCUCGACAUCGAGAUCAAGCCCGACGGCAUCAUCUACCUGCCCGAGAUCAAGUACCGGCGCAUUCUAAACAAGGCCUUUGGGCCCGGCGGCUGGGGCCUGGCCCCGCGCGGGGAGCUGGUGGUGGGCGAGAAGGUGGUGACACGGGAGUACGCCCUGGUUGUGCACGGCCGAUUCAUCGCUCAAGCGCGCGGCGAAUGCCAGUACUUCUCCGAGGAGACGAUCCCUACGGCCGGCGAAGGGUGCAAGUCGAACGCGCUGCUGCGGUGCUGCAAAGACUUGGGCAUAGCCUCGGAACUGUGGGACCCGCGUUUCAUCCGCGAGUUCAAGAAGAUGCACUGCCACGAGAUAUGGGUCGAGCACGUCGUCACCAAGAAGCGCCGCCAGAUCUGGACGCGCAAGGACGGCGAGCCCGCGUACCCUUACCAGGCGGUCAAGGCGGGGGUGCGCAUGUGAUAGAGGCACCCCUGGAAGAGGAAAAGGUUCAUGACGAAUCUUGAGCGAGGAAUACCGACCUCGAACAUACGGACUCAUGUCGUUCCGAUUGUACAUUAUCCCUGUAUCAUACAAGACGUAUAUCUCAUAUAUUACUCCUUUGAGUGGCAUACUGAAGAGGCAGGACCACUCAAGAGCAUUGACUCAGAAGACAAUAUUUCAUUCAAGGCG
Molecule: messenger RNA, 1208 nt
Organism: Parathielavia appendiculata
Lineage: Eukaryota; Fungi; Ascomycota; Sordariomycetes; Sordariales; Chaetomiaceae
Product: Mgm101p-domain-containing protein
Exons: 2
Coding region: 54-998 (314 amino acids)
Biological process (GO): recombinational repair; interstrand cross-link repair
Cellular component (GO): mitochondrial nucleoid; mitochondrial chromosome
Molecular function (GO): single-stranded DNA binding
Source: RefSeq, a predicted model, not a curated record